Messenger RNA from Bactrocera oleae (olive fruit fly), 2756 nucleotides. Lineage: Eukaryota; Metazoa; Arthropoda; Insecta; Diptera; Tephritidae. The record is from RefSeq and is a predicted model, not a curated record.
GCAAUCGAGUUUGCCAUCCCUACAUGGUUAUUACUUAAAACUUUACUCGGUCGUUUGGAGUGAGUUGUCGGUGUAUUUGUUUAGCAUUAUUUUGAUAUUUAUAUAUUACGAUCACGCCAUAGUUGUAUAUAUUCUUCCCAAAUAUUGUUUUAUAUGCAAGUUAGAGAAAGUGUUUAAAUCAGCCAUAUCGGAAGUUAUAAGUGAAUAAUAUUUUGUUAAUUUGAUGGACGUGAAGAACGUUAAUUGAAAAACAAAACCUAUGACUAAUGUAACCUAAGUAUAAUGAACUACUCGAUAGUGCUAAAAUAAUUGUAAAACUACAAAUAUAAUUUAAAAUGCGUGUUAUCGUGUGUGCAAAGUGAUUAAUAAGAGAGAUAAGAAGAUCUUCAUCUUUAUUUGUAGUUACAUCGCUAUAAACUCACAUAUUUUUUUAUUAAUUCUGUGCUAAUUAAAAUAAGUAUAUGAGAUUUUAAAAAAACGUAGCACAAUGUGUUAAUGAAGUAUUGAAAUCAAGAAAUGGUUAUACAAAAAUAAUUUAACGAAAUAUGAAAUAUUGUAUAAACAAUUAUAACGAAAGACAUAUAAAACAUUUAAUUCGAGCUAAAAAAAAAAUAAAAUUAUUUACCAUAUAUCUAAAAACAAUCGGAAACCACUCGUGUGUGUUAGCUUGAGAAAACAACAUGAAACAUUUACCAAAUUCGCUAUAUGGUUUCGCAGUUUCUCUCUUUGUAUUCUGGUGUGGAACUUGGUGCGUUCACCUUUUGGCGAUUUGCUAUGGGAAUGAAUCCGAUGAACCCAAUUUUCGGAUACUUUUUCUACUAAAUCAAGUCGUAUGUCAUGAAUAGCACGUUCAAUAUUGACUCCUAAAGCUUGAAGUCUGGUUUAUUGCUAUAAAUCAGUUCUACAAAUAACCCACAAGAAGUAUUCUAAUGGCGUUAAAUCACAACUUCUUGGAGGCCACUCAAUGACACAAUUGCUUGAAAUUAUCGAAUCGCGAAACUUGUCUCGCAAUUAUUCGGUUUUUGAACGUGCUGUGUGGCACGUAGGCCCGUCUUGUUGGAGCCAGAUGUUGUCAAGAUCAACUUCUAUCAAUUGCGGCCAUAAAAAGUUGGUUAUCAUCGGUCUAUACCGCUCUCCAUUAUCAGUAACGGUGUCACCAGCUUCAUUUCGAAAGAAGUACGGAUCGAUGAUUCCACCAGACCAAAAACCACACCAAAUUGUAAAUUUAGGUGAAUGUAAUGGUUGUUCAUGAAUAAUUUGUGGAUUUCCAUCGCAUCAGAAUCGACAGUUUGGUUUAUUUACUGCACCACUCAGAUAAAAAAAAUUUAAACUCCACAAGAAGUCGUCUAAAUGUCACAAUGAAACCCCUUUGCCUGCAGUUUCUAUAUUAAAACCACUAAUGGGCAUCGAUCCGAACUUGGAACACAACCUUGAAUCAUUUUUUACAAUGGAUUACCCAGUGUAUGAGUUAUUAUUUUGUAUUGAAGAUAGUGUGGACCCCGCUGUAAGUACUGUGCAUAGCUUAAUGACUAAGUAUCCACAAGUGGAUGCUACUUUGUACAUGGGUGGUUCAACGGUUGGUGUUAAUCCAAAAAUUAAUAAUAUGCAGCCAGGUUAUGCGGCCGCCAAACAUGAACUGAUCAUGAUUUCGGACAGUGGUAUUAAAAUGAAGAACGAUACUCUUUUAGAUAUGGUAAACAACAUGACAGAGAAAUAUGCACUUGUGCAUCAAAUGCCAUUUACAUGUGAUCGCGAAGGAUUUGCUGCCACAUUUGAGAAGAUUUUUUUUGGUACGGUUCAAUCUCGCAUAUAUCUAUCCGCUGAUUUAUUGGGCAUCAAUUGUCACACUGGAAUGUCAUGCUUGUUACGCAAAUCUGUGAUUGAGGAACUCGGUGGUUUAAGAGCAUUUGGUUGCUACUUAGCUGAGGAUUUCUUUAUUGCUAAAGCAAUAAGAGACAAAGGUUGGAAAAUGCGCAUAAGUAAUCAACCUGCAAUGCAAAAUAGUGGUAUUUGUGAUAUAAGUAGUUUUCAAGAACGGCUCAUACGAUGGGCGAAACUACGCGUAGCUAUGGUUCCGACAACAAUACUUCUUGAACCUCUCUCUGAGUGUAUGGUGUUGGGUGCUUUGGCAUCAUGGUCUGCGGCGAUACUAUUCAAUUGGGAUCCGUUAGUAUUUUACUUAGUACAUGUACUGACAUGGUUUUUAUCCGACUGGAUAUUACUUUCUAUUGUACAGAAUGGAUCAUUAUCGUUCCAUAAGUUUGAAUUUGUUGUUGGUUGGCUUUUCAGGGAAAUAAGUGGGCCUUAUCUGUUCCUGCAUGCGCUUUGGAAUCCAGCAAUAAGGUGGCGUAGACGAACUUAUAAGCUGCAAUGGGGUGGAAUAGCGUAUGAGUUGCCGACAGGCAAUGUAAAUUUGAGUACAAAACGUUUACUAGUAUCAUAGCAUAAGUUAACAAAACAGAGUUAUCCACAUUUAAAAUCAAAGUUAGUGUUUCUGUUAUUGGUUUUUGUUUAGGAAUAUUCAAUUAUUUUAAGGCAGGGUGUAUAUUUCUUCAACUUAUCUUGUAUUCCAGAGAGUGUGCUAUAUAUGCAUAUGUAGACUAGUUGUAAUUGUCAAUAUUUUUUAUAAUAAUUAAAUGUACCUUAAAAAUAAAGCAUAUCUUUCUUUACGAUUUUUCUUAAUAAUAACUUAUAAUUUUAUAGUUUAGGUUGGAAAUUUCACCCUCAGCUGACAUAAAUAUACGAUUUUACGAAGA